GUCUGAGCAGAGAAGGGCCUGAGAGAGCGGGGCAGCCUGUCACAGGUCCCUCCCCAGUGCCCUCCGAGCCGGCCAGGAUGUUCGGGCUGUUCAGCGUCUGGAGAACCGUGGACAGCGUGCUCUUCUACCUGACGCUGAUCGUGGCUCUCGGGGGGGUGGUCGGUAACGGGCUGGUGCUCUGGAAUCUCGGCCUCCACAUCAAGAAGGGGCCCUUCUCCGUCUACCUGCUGCACCUGGCCGCCUCGGAUUUCCUGUUCCUCUCCUGCCACAUGGGCUUCUCUGUGGCCCAGGCUGCGCUGGGCAUCCAGGACACGCUCUACUUCGUGCUCACCUUCCUGUGGUUCGUGGCGGGGCUCUGGCUGCUGGCGGCCGUCAGCGUGGAGCGCUGCCUCUCCGACCUCUUCCCUGCCUGCUACCAGGGCUGCCGGCCCAGACACACCUCGGCUGUCCUCUGCGCCCUGGCAUGGGCCCUGAGCCUGCCGGCCGUGCUGCUGCCCGCCAACGCCUGUGGCCUGCUGCGCACCAGCAUGCGCCCCCUGGUCUGCCUGCGCUACCACGUGGCCAGCGUGGCCUGGCUCCUGCUGCUGGCUUGCGUGGCCUGUGUGGCCGGCGUGGUCCUCUUUGUCUGGGUGGCCUGCUGCUCCACGCGCCCUCGGCCCAGGUUCUACGGCAUCGUCCUGGGCAUGCUGGUCCUGCUCUUCUUCUGUGGCCUGCCCUUGGUCCUCUACUGGAGCCUGCGGCCCCUGCUGAACUUCCUGCUGCCCAUCUUCUCCCCGCUGGCCUUGCUGCUGGCCUGCGUCAACAGCAGCUCCAAGCCCCUCAUGUACUUGGCAUCGGGCCGGAAGCCUGGGAAGCGGGACCCGCUGCGGGCGGUGUUGCGGAGGGCCCUGGAGGAGGGCACUGGGCCGGGCACUGGGAUAGUACUGCCCAUGGGCCGCUUAUAAGUGGGCUUGCCCUGCCCACAAGGCCUGCCAGGAGACACCCACCCUCGCCAGCCCUGUACCCAGAGGAUUCCAGGGCCGGGAGGAGCCCCGCCCACCACCUAGCUCUUACCCUGAGCACCUAAGGGCUGGACACAGCUGGGGAGACUUGUUCCUGAC
Molecule: messenger RNA, 1100 nt
Organism: Saimiri boliviensis boliviensis (Bolivian squirrel monkey)
Lineage: Eukaryota; Metazoa; Chordata; Mammalia; Primates; Cebidae
Gene: MRGPRG
Product: MAS related GPR family member G
Biological process (GO): G protein-coupled receptor signaling pathway
Cellular component (GO): plasma membrane
Molecular function (GO): G protein-coupled receptor activity
Source: RefSeq, a predicted model, not a curated record